CCGGCGGACCCGGACGGUGCAAAGAGGACGCGCGCGGCCUCUUGGUGCGCAAGGAGGCUGCUGUGGCGGCGACGGUGGUGCAAGUCCGCCCGUGGACAGCAAGGGCAACAUGGAAGUGAAGGAUGGAAAUGCAGCCCUUCUCAGCAAUUAUGAGGUCUACAAAUUGUUGACUGAUCUGAAGCAGCAGUGCAAAGAGCCUGGGAAGAGCAAGCAGAGUGUUGGCCAGCAGAAUCUGAACACAAUCACGUAUGAAACACUGAAAUACAUAUCAAAGACACCAUGUAAGUUCCAGAGUCCUGAGAUUGUAAGAGAUUUCCUCAUAGCACUGAAAAAUCAAAAGCUAACAAAGGCAGAAAAAUUGCAACUACUCAACCACAGGCCUGCAACUGCUGUUGAAAUCCAGCUGAUUGUGGAAGAAAGUGAAGAGAGGCUUACAGAAGAGCAAAUUCAAUCCCUUCUGCAGACAGUCACCAGCAUGCUUCCUGGAGACCCAGAAAAAGAGCAAGAGCAGCAAUCCAUGGUUGUGGAAGAGGAGGGGAGCCAGACAUAGGAGAAGUAUAAAUGACUUGAACUGCAGGAGACCGCCUUCCCCAUUUUAGCAUCAGGAAGGGUUGGCCAAACUCUUCAUUUGCUAUGAGAAUCUGCAGAUUUCCCAGUUUCCAUGAUGACUAAGCAGUGUUGUCACUAUAUGUUUUUCCGUUGUUUGUACACCACAGGAGAAUUAUUAUUUACAGCAUAAACUUUUAAAGGGAAAAAAAAUAACUCUUGUCUUUAUGUUUUAUCUAUUGUAAAUGCAACGUGAAUUGAGGUUUAUGCCAGGGCAAAUGCUACUAUUGACUUCACAAUUUUCAUGCUUCUCUACUGCAAUAUGAAUCUGAGUUCAUCCCAAGGCGGAUGCUACAACUGGCGUCACAAUUUUCAUGCUUAUCUACCUGGAAAGUUUUACACAUCAAUAGCACAGAUGUUGGCAUUACGGACUUGUUCAUUUAUUAGAAAAGUGCAUUCCAAUUUUCCUGUUUUUACUAAAAGGUAUCACAUAUAAAACAGCAGAUCAUUAAUAUGUUAACAAUAUCCUAUUGAUUAUAGUGGUAUGUCAUAAUAGUCACAAAAUGGGCCAGUCACAUAACUGAUCUGAUUUUGCAACCUUUUUGCAGCAGUUGUUAAGCAAAGCAACAAUAUUCAUUAAGCAAAUAUAUGAUAAUUAAGUUAAUCCAUGGUCAUUAAACAAACCAAUGGUUCACUAUGGGCGUGCAAAAACCAGAAGUGCCAAUUUUUGGCAAAACUUAUAAAAUCGGUCAUGUGACCACAGGAUGUUGCAAAUGGCUAUGAAUAUGGCCAUACUGCCAAAGUUGUCAUGUGAUCACAGGGGUGGGGUGAGGCUCAACCAUUGGAACUUUGAAUUUGGGUUGUUAAGUCCCCUUUUCAGGUUGGUCAUAAUUUUGAAUGGUUGCUAUGCAACCUGUCAUAAGUCAAGGACUGCCUUUCUGUUUUUCUUUCCUUUGUUCCUCACCUGUGGCCUUCACUCUUCAUUGGGUCGACUCACACUUAGUUCUUGGCCAUAACAUGUCCACUAUCCUUUUGGCAGAUGUAAACCAUGGUCUGGGAUCAGUUUGUUGGGCAAAGACAUCCGAAUGCUAAGUCAUAUUGUUUAGUCAGUGCCCCUCUAUCUUCCUCCCUCACUUUCAUUGUUCUACCUCUAAACAUCUGUCUAGUAGUCUUGUAUCUUCCCAAUAUUUGGGAGUCUGAAAGAAUCCAGUAAUCAAACACUUUCUGACUGUCCUGGGCACCUUCCUCCAUAGAUUUUCCAAAUGGUUGGAACGCUGACAUCUGGAUUCCUUGCUUGCUUGGACAUAUCAAUAAGUCUAAAGAACAAGAGACCUGCUUUACACUGCACUACUUUAUAUUUCAAAGCCUUUGUUGUCAAUGUACAUCAUAUAUACAAUGAAAUUGGUUUAGCCUCUACUGGUGCAGUCCAUACAAGAAUACAAGACAACAUGAAUAAUAUAAAGAAUAAUCCUUAUAUAAGUAGAUAGGAAAAAAACUAGUCAUAUGUUUCCAUAUGUAUGUUAUAUUCUGUGCAACAUGAAUAUUACUCUGGUAUAUGGUGUAUAAUUUAUAAAUAAAAUGGCAGUGUCUGGCCAACCUUUCCAAAGCAGUGCAGACCAUCUACUUAAAUCCUCUGCAUUACCGGUAGAAUACCAUUAAUUUAUUGGAACGUGUGUGUUUUAGGCUUGUGAAAAGUAUACAAAGAAAGAAACACAUAGGAGAAAUAAGCAGAAGUGGGUUUUAGUUUGAGAUAUGUAUUCUUUUUUUAUGCAGGCAAUACUUUCAGGUGCUGAAAACUGGGUGGUGAAUGAUUACAGCUGCAGGCAAGCAAGUUUCUAAAAUAACUAAUAAUCCUUGUUCAAAGCUCCUAUUUGCUCUUUGGCAAAUAUCCCAGAAGAUGAAGAGAUUUGUUCAUAAGGAGUUCCAUUCUUGCUUCCUGUUCUGUUAGCUUAGAAAUGUGCAUAUGGAGAAGAGUGUCCGGAAAUCACCAGUUCAGGGCUUCAAAUCCACAGAGACUUCAGGGUUUGUUAAUUUAAAUUGGGCAGAUUCAAACAACACACGCACAAUGACUUGAUUGAUAAAUCUUGCUAAGUAUUAGUGGGAGAGUACAUGAAACCCUUGAGUCCACCUCUGACCACAAUAGCCAGAAAUAAGUGGUGUGGUUGACCAUUUAAGUCAAGACAAAGGAAAACAUUGUAAAUCCUGAUUUAUUGGUGGGGGGGGAGGUUGUUUAAAAAGUCAAAAGAGACAGC
Molecule: messenger RNA, 2798 nt
Organism: Pseudonaja textilis
Lineage: Eukaryota; Metazoa; Chordata; Lepidosauria; Squamata; Elapidae
Gene: CRCP
Product: CGRP receptor component
Biological process (GO): transcription initiation at RNA polymerase III promoter
Cellular component (GO): RNA polymerase III complex
Molecular function (GO): nucleotide binding
Source: RefSeq, a predicted model, not a curated record